Messenger RNA from Humulus lupulus (European hop), 2061 nucleotides. Its product is annotated as glycine-rich cell wall structural protein. The record is from RefSeq and is a predicted model, not a curated record. The transcript has a single exon. Lineage: Eukaryota; Viridiplantae; Streptophyta; Magnoliopsida; Rosales; Cannabaceae. Bases 191 to 1807 code for a protein of 538 amino acids.
AGCUAGCUUCGGCAAAUGCAUGAUCAGCUGAUUAUUGUGGGGUGUCCAUUUAUGUAAUGAAUGUGGCGACGGGUAGUGGUUGAACUCCUACUUAAUGACAAACCCAUAAACUUAUGGUAUUGCUUUUUACUAGUAUAAAUACACAAGUGCUUUUUUCGACUCUCUUCAUCGAUCGACCUGGUCCAAGAAAAUGGCUCGUGGGGAUUGGGGAAACAUUGCAUUGUUAUCUUUGAUUUGCUUUAACGUUUUUCUAGUGAGUGUGGCCGGAAGGAAUGUGGUUUCUCUUAGGAAAGAUGAGGAAGAGAAGUUCAUAGGUCUCGGGAAGGGAGGAGGCUUUGGUGCUGGAUUUGGUGGCGGUUCUGGUGGUGGUUUUGGAGGUGGAGCUGGUGGUGGCAGCGGUGGAGGAUUUGGAGGUGGUGCUGGUGGCGGUGGCGGUUUUGGAGGAGGGGCUGGUGGAGGUGCCGGUGGUGGUGCCGGUGGAGGUGGAGGUGUUGGUGGUGGUGGUGGUGCCGGUGGUGGAGCUGGUGGCGGCUUUGGCAAAGGUGGUGGAGUUGGAGCUGGAGGUGGUUUUGGAAAAGGUGGUGGAAUUGGUGGUGGUGGAGGAGCUGGUGGUGGUGCCGGUGGUGGUGCUGGUGGCGGCAUUGGCAAAGGUGGUGGAGUUGGAGCUGGAGGUGGUUUUGGAAAAGGUGGUGGAGUUGGUGGUGGUGGAGGUGCUGGUGGUGGAGCUGGUGGCGGCAUUGGCAAAGGUGGUGGAGUAGGAGGUGGAGGUGGUUUUGGAAAAGGUGGUGGUGGUGGUGCCGGGGGAGGAGCUGGUGGUGGUGUUGGAGGAGGAGCUGGGGGUGGAAUUGGUGGAGGCAUUGGAAAGGGUGGUGGAGCUGGUGGUGGUGGAGGUGCUGGUGGUGGAGCUGGUGGCGGUAUUGGCAAAGGUGGUGGAGUAGGAGGUGGAGGUGGUUUUGGAAAAGGUGGUGGUGGUGGUGCCGGGGGAGGAGCUGGUGGUGGUGUUGGAGGAGGAGCUGGGGGUGGAAUUGGUGGAGGCAUUGGAAAGGGUGGUGGAUCUGGUGGUGGUAUUGGGAAAGGUGGAGGUGCUGGAGGGGGAAUUGGUGGUGGUAUUGGCAAGGGUGGUGGCAUAGGAGGGGGACAUGGGAAAGGUGGUGGAAUUGGAGGUGGGCACGAAAAAGGAGGAGGAUUUGGCAAAGGUGGCGGAGUUGGAGGUGGUGUUGGAGGGGGACAUGGAAAAGGUGGUGGACUUGGUGGUGGUGUUGGAGGAGGACAUGGUAAAGGUGGUGGUUUUGGUGGAGGCAUUGGAAAAGGUGGUGGUGGUGGAAUUGGAGGUGGAAUCGGUAAAGGUGGUGGAGUUGGGGGUGGUAUUGGUAAUGGUGGUGGCAUUGGAAAAGGUGGUGGAGUUGGCGGUGGUAUCGGUAAAGGCGGUGGUUUUGGUGGAGGCAUUGGAAAAGGUGGGGGUGGUGGAGUUGGAGGUGGAAUUGGUAAAGGUGGAGGUGGUGGAAUUGGAGGUGGAAUUGGUAAGGGUGGAGGUGGAGGAAUUGGUGGUGGAAUCGGUAAAGGUGGUGGUUUUGGCGGAGGUAUUGGGAAAGGUGGUGGUGGUGGUGGUGGCUUUGGAGGAGGCGGCGGGUUCGGUAAAGGUGGAGGGUUUGGAGGCGGAGGUGGAUUUGGUAAAGGUGGAGGCUUUGGAAGUGGUGGUGGCUUUGGAGGAGGAAGUGGAUUCGGCGGUGGGGCAGGUGGAGGUGGAGGUGGAGGAUUUGGUGGUGGGUUUGGUGGCGGAGGUGGCGGCGGUAGUGGCCACCACUAAGUUAUCAUCUCAUGUAGUUAUUAGUCAUUUCAUGCGAAAGAAAUCGAGCACAAAAUUUAAGAGUUCCAUAAUACGUACAUGUUUAUUGCCAUUUAUAAUUUUAUGAUGGAUUUGCAUUUAGUAAUAAUCAACUUCAACUUACGUUCAUGUAUUUCUCUUAUUAAUGUAUUUACAAAGGUAAUCUCAAAGUGAUGACAAAAAUAUGUACAAGUUGAUAUUUUAAUGAAUGAAUGAUUUGUUUACGACUUUGACCA